Molecule: messenger RNA, 1008 nt
Organism: Lactuca virosa
Lineage: Eukaryota; Viridiplantae; Streptophyta; Magnoliopsida; Asterales; Asteraceae
Source: the annotation of a GenBank genome assembly
AUGUCUAAGUUUUCUUUCAAAGCUUUAGGCAGUUGUUUGCAAAUGAAUAUAAACUCAUCAGGCAAUCAUCACUUGAAGAGCAACUGUUUGUAUAACAAGUUAACAAAAAGUACAAAACAAGAGAAGAAGCUUGAGAUAGAUCUGAAUUUGCCUGCUUCUUCUAAUGAAACUGAAGAAGUGUCAACUCACAUCCCCAACUCUGAUGAUGAGGCCCUUUCACAGUAUGUUGGAACAACAGAAAUCCAAAGGUCCUUAAGUGGAAGACCACAUAAUGAUGAUUCUGACUCCAAAGAUUCCAAUCACAAAGAUGGCUCUAGGAAAAAAAAGAGUAACAGUAGUAGCAUUGUUAAAUGGAAGCAGCAAGUGAAAGUGAGCCUGGAGAUAGGACUUGAAGUGCCCCCAAAUGAUGGUUAUAUGUGGAGGAAAUACGGGCAAAAGGAAAUUCUUAAUGCUAAAUACCCCAGAGAAUAUUAUAGAUGCACAUACCGAAACACACACGGUUGUUGUGCAACUAAACAAGUUCAAAGAUCAAGUGAUGACUCAUCAAUUUUUGAAAUCACUUAUCUUGGAAAACACACGUGUCCCAAAAUAUCAAAAACCAAUCAUCCUUCAUCCACAACCGAAUCUGGUUAUGGCCUUAUAAAUUUCUCAAAUACAUCAAAAACAGUAUCUACAACUUCAAGAACCAGCGAUCCAUCUGCAACACAAUCAUCUUCUUCGAUCACACGGAAUUCUUUUGAACUUUCGAAUUGGCCCCAGAAUCAUCAUCAGUACUGACUACAGUACUGAUGAUGAUUCGGGGACCAAUUUUAUAUGGGGUUGUAAUGAGAGUCUCAUCAGAACCCAAAUAUUGUAGUUGUAGGAUUUGAGUUGAUUGAGAUGAGAAGUCGAGGUUUUUAUGAUGACUCGUGAUGGGUUUGGUUUAUAUACGUAGUGUUGGUUAUAUACAAAGUCAUAAGGGAAAAAAGCUCCUUUGUUUUGAUGGAGGGAUAUAAACUGGAUGAUGGU